This is a messenger RNA of Phytophthora infestans T30-4, 3474 nucleotides long. RefSeq lists its product as uncharacterized. NCBI's taxonomy places the organism in Eukaryota, Oomycota, Peronosporomycetes, Peronosporales, Peronosporaceae. The record is from RefSeq and is a predicted model, not a curated record. Bases 1 to 3474 code for a protein of 1157 amino acids. Gene Ontology annotation, cellular component: Golgi apparatus. Gene Ontology annotation, molecular function: alpha-1,2-mannosyltransferase activity. The transcript has 3 exons. Gene Ontology annotation, biological process: mannan biosynthetic process.
AUGGUGCUGGGGUGCUACGCCAUCGCUGUGCUCAGCUCCUACCUUGUAGGCUUGGCGCCCAAAGCUUCUACCCUCCAGAAUGGGGUCCAAGAGCAGCAGCGGGUGCUACACCACCAGAAAGUGGUUGAGGUGGGCCCAAUCAAAGUGGAGACGACUGCAAACGACCCAGAGGAAGGGUGGCCAGUACAGGAACCAGGUGGAGCGGAAGCAGCAGUGCAAGGAGAUAUGUCAAGAGAUUUAGAGCUGGAACAGGAGCACGAAGCUGCUGGAGAGAUGGGCGCACGCGAAGACGAGCACGUUGACGCAGCAUCAGAAAACGCUGGUACCGGUAUUGAAAGGACACUCGAAGCACCUGCUAUCACGGCUACAUCAAUACCUCCUGCUACUUUGAGUCCAAGCACUGUCGAGACGCAUAGUGCGCCCGAAAAGAAUGUAGAUAUUCCUACGCGAAGAAAUGACGUGGUAUUGCUAACCGCUAAUCAAGAAGAGGCCGAGAACAAGGAAACCACUGACACGAAUGCCAUGAGCGACAGUAAUGGAGUCAGUCUAAAGGAUCCUAACGAUGCGGAAGCGGAUCUGCAAGCCCCGCAAGAAAAAUGGGAAGUCGAGGGCUCCACCACUAGUGACGCAAUUGAACCGCCUGGACCGUUGGCCACUCCAACAAGUGACGAAACGCAGCCACCUGUACGCCACUCGGACCAAUUCUAUAAAGCUUUGGACCUUGUCUUCCCUUACGAGACAAAGCCUCCCAACCCAUACUUCCACGUUUUCCCGGUUAGCAAGAACUCACCUGGAGAUGACGCCGCGCUAGUCUCUGGACUCCGCAACAAUGCAGCAGAUCGGGACUCAUGGUCAGUAGAGGGGUAUCAACAUGAACUGGAUCGUCUCGAGGGGAUUAAGCGUGAGGCUAACGAAGAGACUGAGCGUCUAAAACGACUUGUUGGCGCUACUGAUAAACUCAUAUCCGAAGAGAAAGAUCGACUCGAAGACAAGCGCGCAGCUAGCACGCUGGAUAUCCGUCGGCAUCAGCCAAAAAGGAUUCGCAGCAAACUGAAAUGCAUGGGAUGGCGCCAGACUGGGCAGUGCAAUCCCUACGGCAAACGCGAACCGAAUUCGGAUCUUGCAUGCAACCAAAUUGCGCAGGGUGGUGUCUCUGGCUACUGUGAGGUAUUGGACGAGGAAACGGGUGAACUUUUCCGUGUCAUGCAGCUCAAUUGCUCAAGUGUUCGGGAUCACGUCGUGUUUUCAUGCGCAGAGGCUGCUGAUUUCGCCAACUUUGGACUUCUUGCCCAGGGCGUGUAUGAAAGUGCUUUAGCGCAGAAUAAGUCCGAUCCAUUGAAACUACUGGGUAACAAUGGUAAGGGCAACGGCAUCGUCAUGGUUGUGUACCCGAAGUUGCUAUCCAGCGUCUUCGCAUCGAUUAGCGUCCUGCGUUCGUACAACUGCACGCUACCGAUCGAGCUUUGGAUAUCGCAGCCUGAAGUUGUUCGCACUCCGAGUAUGAGGACAACGCUGGAAAUGUUACAACAACGAUUUUUUCUUGUAACCGUGGAAACCAUUAUUGACCCGACGAUCGCUGGCUUUUCCACCAAGAUCCACGCCGUUCAGCACAGCAAGUUUGAAUACGUGCUGUUCCUCGAUGCAGAUAACGUUCCUGUACGCGAUCCAACGUUCCUGUUCGAGACUAAGGAAUUCCGUGAGCACGGUGCUAUCUUUUGGCCCGAUUUCUGGCAUCCGGAGAAAACCAUCUUCAACAUUCAGCGCGAGUCUUUACUGUGGGAACUCGUCGACCUCCCUUUCGUGGACAUGUUUGAGCAGGAAAGUGGUCAGAUUCUCAUUGAUCGGAGACGAGCUGCAGUAGCAAUGGAAGUGCUGAUGUUCUUCGCGUACCAUCGCCCCAGCCACUUUGAACGACUGGUGUUGGCCCACGGCGACAAAGAUCUCUUCCGACUAGCCUGGAUGAAGACGCAUACACCGUUUUACAUGAUGCCAUUCCCGCCUGCGUCUGCCGGAACGGAGCGUGGAACGUACAAGAAGCAGUUUUGCGAUGUUGCUGUCGGUGAUGGCGAGGAAGUCAUGUUUCCGGCGAAUCGAACUGCGGUGCAACGCAUGAUGAGCUACCAGGACAUAAAACAGAAGUAUCAGAUCGGCAUUCAGCCCAGCGGUGUGCUCUUCAAGGAGUUCGAGACAUGCUACGGCGCAGAGCCCAAUGCCGUUAGCAAUUAUAACCUGACCAAGUUUGAAGACCUGCCAUUUGCCAACUUGGAGCAGCAGCUGAUCGACUAUGCUCACGAAGGCGCGCUUUUAAUGGUGCAGGCUCAAGGCCCAGUUAGAGGUGCGACUCGAAACGAACACCUCGGCAACGACAUGAUCCUGCGCCGCUGGCUCGUCCCGCUGCUGGCCCUACUACUGCCGACCUCCAUGGGGCAGCAGUGCGCUUAUUUCUCCCAGGAUGACCUGCUUUCCCGUCUCGAGUAUCGUGUGCCCAGAUGCCUUGGCCCCAGCGCUUCAUCUUCUGUGCUUUCGACGUUGACCGAGCGCUUCGUCGCCAACGAGUUCGACCGCCACCAGCCACUAGCGCUCGUGCUGUUUUCCAACUCCAGUGAUCUCCUACACUCGCUAGCCGGUUCUGUGGCCUCCUCGCUCUUCGGUGCCUCUCGUUCCCCACACACAGUACAGAACGUCGAUUUCCAGGUGCUCCUUGAACCCUCGCGGACAUCCAACUACGAUAUCAAACAGAAACUGCGCUCUGCUCUAGCCACUCCGCUAGGCGCCUGCCCCGAUCGCAGCCUCUUCGUACUUGACAAUGUUCAAGCAUUGGAUGACGCCGCCCUGCCAGCUCUCGACGUGUUCCUGGACCCCCUAAACGGCAAGCGCGCGCAGUUCCAGCACUACGUUGAUGGUAAAGCCAGUCGCGUUUUCGAUUGCACCAACUCGAUCUUCCUUUUCCUGUACAAGAUUGCAGCUAACCAGUCGCCAUUGGAUGGUGGAGAAAGUGGUUCAGGGUCCUCCAGCAAAUGGCGGGAAUUUUUGAUGCAACAUUGGACACGUUCCGAAGGAACGCUCGAGGAGUUCACGCCUCAAGCCUUCGUUGGAAGACUGACAGACGCAAUAGCGGUGUUCCCACCUGAUGGAGACGACAGCACGGAAAGCAGCUACGAUGAAUUUAAGCAGUCGCGUGAGUGGCGUCAAAUGUGCGAGCUGCAAUCAGAGAACGAACCUGGCAAGGCUGGAGACAACACUGAGAUUUUUGCAGCUUCAGCUUUGUCGCGCGUCGCUGGAAAUGUUGCUGCUGCUACCCCAGUGAUUUCUGGAGCUAUUGCUAUGAUUUCAAUACCGGCAUAUCUGCUGAUUCUGACACGUGCUAAACGUUGGAAUGAAGAGACCACCAAGCAGCGAGGUCAUAUCCACCGCCGUCGAAACAGCGGCAGCAGUGGUAGUACGAGGCGAAAAAGGAGAAAAACGCGCAAGUGA